Rubroshorea leprosula is the source of this 3368-nucleotide messenger RNA. NCBI's taxonomy places the organism in Eukaryota, Viridiplantae, Streptophyta, Magnoliopsida, Malvales, Dipterocarpaceae. The record is from the annotation of a GenBank genome assembly.
GAAGAAAUCAAACCAUGGUCACCAAACAUGGUGGCAAGGGAGAGGUUCGCAUGGAUUAGAUGCUUGGGAUUACCUCCACACGCAUGGAAGAUGGACUUUUUCCAAUCACUCGGAAAUCUGUGGGGCACUUUUGUUUCGGUGGAUGAUAGCACAAGCAAGAAAAAAUGCCUUGACGUCGCUCGAUUCCUCUUAUCAACGCCCGUAAUGGAAUCCAUUUCAAAAUCUUUAUCAAUAAAGGUUAAUGGAAUCAUUUUUACAGUUAAGUUCUCUGAGGAGGAGUCCAACAACGGGAUGCAUGUCAUGAAUACAGAUUUUAAGAUUAAAGAAGCUUACGAGGAAGGCGAGGAAUCUUCAACGGACGGAUCUGUCGGUACAGAUUUCAACAUGCCUGGAAUGGAAGCUGCAGAAAAUAAAGGAUUUGAAGAAGAUGAUGACGUGGAGAUUCAAUUAGGAGUGCAGGAGACAAAUCAGCAAGAGGCGGAGAGAAAUAUGGACACGGUGGCAUCAUCAGAGGGGGACACAUCAAUUGUUAAGAAGAAGGGUCAACCAAAUGGACAAGAAAGGAGUGUGUUAGGUUCUGGAGAAGCAACAGAAGAUGAAGAUUUGGUGUCAGCGGGAACAGCCGAAAAGCAGCAGAGUUCAGGGAGCGCAACGGGUAGUUUGGAAGGGCUUACAAGCAAGCAAUUAAUGAGUGAUGGGCUCGAGAAGGAAGAGGGACAGGUCCAGCUGGAGACGGAAACAUGCAGAGAGAGUAUUGGGAACAGCCACAGUAAGAGUAGUAAUGGGCCAAUAUUGGGUGGUAAAAAUCAAGAAGUGCAAAGCCCAUAUCAGAUAAGUAAAGAAACCAAAGAAAAAUUAAAAGAGGGCAAGCACGUGAGGCCAGGAGCAACAGAAUCAGACCUGUUCUGGGAAGACAUGGACAGCGACGUAAGGGACUUACCGGAGUGGGCAAAAGUUCUUGAAGGGAAGAAGAGCAAAAAGAAAAAAAGGAGAGUGAAGCUGUGCCGUUCAGUGUAUAUGAAAUCUGGCGAGCUUGAAGGUGUUCUGGUGCAGAAGAAGAAGAAGAAGAAGGGAACUCAAUCGGUGACAGAGAAAAUGACGCAGCAAAUCAUAUUCCAGGCUGAUCCAGCGGACUCAGUUGCAGGUGACUCCAUAAAUGACAGUAAUAUACAAAACUGCAACAAGGGGAUUAGAGUGAAGAGCAAUAUUAAAGACUCCGAAGCUUUAUGGAGCUAUAUCAAGGAGUUGGGAGUUGCAAUGAAAGGGGAUGAGCUACCGGCAAUCCAAAGGCUUGAAGAAAUGGAGCAUCGAGACAAGGAAAGAAGAAGGAAAGAUAUGGCAACACCGACAACAAGAAAUCAGAGGGAAAUUCAUGAGCUGGUGAAUAAACAUAGACCGGAGGUUUUAUUCUUGCAAGAAACAAAAGUAGAAAAUGUGGAUAAAAGUUAUUAUAGAAGGUUAUGGGAUUCAGAUGACAUGGAUUGGGUAGCAAAAUCAUCCUUGGGUGCCUCGGGUGGUUUAAUUAUCAUAUGGAACAGGGCAGUGCUACAGAAAGUAAGUGUUUUUGAAGGGGAGGGAUACAUCGGGAUCCAGGGGUUAUGGGGUGCUGAUGCCUUACCAUGCUUUCUGUGUAAUGUGUAUUCCCCAUGCGAUCUUGAGAGGAAGAGGAGUGUAUGGAGAGAACUUGAACAGAUGAUUAGGAAGAACAAGGGGUGUUGGUGUCUUGGUGGGGAUUUUAAUGCUAUUAGAAGUUUGCAGGAAAGAAAGGGGGGUAAGAGCGCCAGGAUAGAAGUAAAGGAGUUUGAACAAUUUAUAGUGAAUAACAGCCUGACAGAUUUACCAUUGCUAGGAAGGAAGUACACAUGGUACCAGCAAAAUGGACAAUGUAUGAGUCGUUUGGAUAGAUCUCUGUCGGAUCAUUGCCCGAUACUGGUAAAAAAUGAGACACGGAAUUGGGGGCCAAAACCAUUCAAGUUCUUCAAUGCCUGGCUACAUACUCCUGGAUUUAGAGACAUGGUUGCAGCAAAAUGGAAAGAAUUUAAAGUUCAAGGAUGGGGAGGUUUCAUUGUUAAGGAGAAAUUAAAGUUGAUGAAGGACUUUCUUAGGGAAUGGUCUAAGUCUUCUUUGCAAGAUGUGGAUAGAAAGAUCGAGGAGGCCAGAAAGGAGUUAAACAGAAUCGAUAGAAUAGGAGAAACUUGCAGCUUAACAGAUGAUGAACUCAUGACCAGGAGCAAACAUUAUGCUAAGUUGUUAAAGAAUAUGCAGCUGAAAGAAGAGAUGGCCCAACAGAAAGCGAGAAAGAACUGGUUAAAAACAGGGGAUGCAAACACCAGUUAUUUCCAUAAAAGCAUCAAAGCAAGAUGGCGCAGGAAUGAAAUUAACAUAAUAUCAGUAGAAGGCAGAGAAUUGAAGCAAGUGGAUGAGAUAAAACAAGGCAUAAUGGAGUAUUUCCAGAAAUUAUUCACAGAUGAUGGGUGGUCAAGACCAACUCUACAGGGGUUAACUUUCAAAACCAUUUCGGACAAUGAUAGAAGCAUGCUUACCCAACCAUUCACAGAAGAAGAAGUCAAAGAGGCGGUAUGGAACUGUGACAACACUAAAGCGCCAAGGCCAGAUGGUUUUAAUUUUGGCUUCUUAAAGGCUCAAUGGGAGGUGAUUAAAGAAGAUGUCUUGAAGUUCCUUAUGGAUUUUCACAAAAAUGGAAGACUGGUAAGGGGUUCUAAUGCAUCAUUUAUUGUUUUGAUACCAAAAAAAGAGAACCCUCAAGGUAUCGAGGAGUAUAGGCCUAUCUCCUUAAUUGGUUGCAUCUAUAAAAUCCUUGCUAAAUUACUAGCAAAUAGACUCAGCAAGGUAUUGAAUGGAAUCAUAGGUGAAAAUCAAUCUGCAUUCAUUGAGGGAAGACAAUUGGUUGAUGGGGUGGUAGUGGCGAACGAAGCAAUUGACGGAGUGAGGAAAAGGAAAUCCCAGUGCUUUGUCUUCAAAAUUGACUUUGAAAAGGCAUAUGACAAUGUCAAUUGGUCCUUUCUUGAUUAUAUGAUGGAGAAAAUGGGUUUUGAUGCAGUUUGGAGAAGGUGGAUCUCAGAGUGUUUGAAGUCCAAUACUGUAAUCUGUUCUAGUAAAUGGAAGUGCUACCAAAGAGUUCUCAAUGUCUAGAGGACUCCGGCAAGGACGUUUCGUGUCAUUGGUGCAGCAGAUUUUUAUGGUCACGCCGCCCCCAGGAUACAAUAGCCUAACCUCCUUGUUGUAUCUUUACAAGUACUGCCCUCUUGUAAAGAAAGCUCUACCCUACCACCUUUUCCUUGCCUAAAGAGAGUUUGUAUAUUGUGUUUGUGAAAUAAGAAUGCAGAUAAUAAAAAUUGUAUCAAAUC